Spodoptera litura is the source of this 2521-nucleotide messenger RNA. RefSeq lists its product as uncharacterized. Gene Ontology annotation, molecular function: sequence-specific DNA binding; DNA-binding transcription factor activity, RNA polymerase II-specific. The record is from RefSeq and is a predicted model, not a curated record. Gene Ontology annotation, biological process: regulation of transcription by RNA polymerase II. Gene Ontology annotation, cellular component: nucleus. Lineage: Eukaryota; Metazoa; Arthropoda; Insecta; Lepidoptera; Noctuidae.
UUUUGGUUUGACUUCGAUUUUUUGAAUUUUUCACUUCAAACAGGAGGAUAAAAAAUUGAUAUUUUAACAAAGAUAUAUUUGCUUCAAUUUAUGAGUACAUCACAUAUACCCACAUAUUAUCUUUUCGAAUGUAAUCAAAUUAUGGAUAAUAGUAUAAUACAGAUAAACAUAAUAUAGUAUUGUCAGGUUUGGUUGACUUCAAGAUGAUUUGGUUUUAUUCAGUCAGGGGCUGUGUAAUAUUAUAAUCAAUUUAAACUAUUCAAGAUUAUUAAGACUAAAGUUCUAGUUAUCAGCAAAUAUGAAAUUGAAACUGAAACCAGUGAUAAAGCUACAAAAGCUUGCUGUUCACAUAUGUGACAAGUGCAAAAAAGUAUUCAGAACCCCUAGUGAUCUUGAGGAACACUCCUGUCAUUAUGAUAAACGGUUUUAUGAACAUGUCGCUAGUGCUUACGUAUCUGUGGAGAGGAUGCCAGUACAUAAAUGUAACAGCUGCGAUCAAAAUUUUGAGACAAACACAGAAUAUUUGCGUCACAAAUUCGAACAUGUAGAAGCACAUGUGAGAAAAAAAAGUGCUAUGGAAAGAAAACUUACAAAUGGACAUAUCUUGAAGUCCUAUAAGUGUCCAGACUGCGAUAUUAAAUUUGCUGCUCAAAGCACCCUUGAUCUACAUUCCAUUGUUCAUAUGCCAUACCCCCAUAUAUGCUAUUGCGGCGUCGGUUACUACAAACAAAAAGAUUUAAAAGCUCAUAUAAAACUAGUCCAUAGUAACGAUAAAGCAAUUGAGGAAAUAAAAUCUUCGAAUAAUUCCAUACCAAUGAAGACACAAACCAUAACAGAAACUCAAAUGAUAAAGGAACGAACAUUAAAUUCAGUUUUAUUGGAAAAGAAAAAGUGCUUCAAAAACAAUGUUAAAUUAAAGUCUAACAAAAAUGACGGUAUAACAAAAGAAAUAGAAUUCAUGAAGACAGACGAUAAUAAAUAUAAGUGCCCUCUAUGCAAAGGGUUGUUCAAGACCAGAUUAAGCGUAUGUAUACAUUACCGCAUACAUUCCAAUGACCGCGUACACGCUUGCUAUUUGUGCGCGGAAGUAAUGACCACCACUGACUCCCUGAGACUUCACAUGAAGGAACACCACAACACAAAUAAGAUCUGUGUAUGUAAGUACUGUCCUAAAACUUACGGCGCUUACGCACACAGGACGCGCCACGAACAGGUGCAUCUAAGAGACAAGUCUCUGUCUAGAUAUUACUGGUACAAAUGCUCUUACUGCAUGAAGGCAUUCUCCGAUGCAACUACCCUCAGAGCCCAUAUAACGCGACAUGGGAACAACCUAACAAAACAAGCCUACGUCUGUGAUUAUUGUAAACGUGGUUUCAAAUUUAAGCGCAAUUUAGUAACACACAUUGUAAGAGGAGAUUGCGACAAAAAGCAUUUCGCUUGUGACUAUUGUCAUAUGAAGUUUGCCAGUAAAACGUAUGUGAGAGAACACAUUUUGAAUGUUCACAACAAGUCUAAUAUUGGUAAAAAAUUCGAGUGCAAUGAUUGUUCUAAAAAGUUUUUAUUGAAGAAAGCUCUUCUGAGACAUUACUUAAGCACGCAUUCAAAUAUACAGUGCCGUGGAUGUGGGGAAUGUUUUGCUAGUCACACAGACUUAGUACGGCACAAACAACGGUGUAAAUACAAACUGUGAUGAAAAUACACAGGUACUUAAUGAAAUCAAAGAAAAAGCUAGUCUAGCUGGACUAGAGUUUAUACACAACUUGAGUGCAUCGGCUUCCUUGGAAGUAUCAUCGUCUCAUAAAAUGCCAGCGUGAAGUGAUGAUGACGUAAUGUUACUACGUCUCGUCUGGCAAAUGAGAGAGAAAAUGAUGACAGUAAUGGUUUGCAAUGCAUUAGGCAUCUGGUGGUGUAGACUUACGAUCAGGUGGCCUGAAAUAUUAGUUAAUGGUAGUAUAAAAAGUAUGUAAGUAGCUACAUUGUGAUGAGAUAAAUUAAAAAACACAUGUCUAUAAAGCUGUCGUGCGUGUGUCGCGCAAUGCUACUCAUGAAUAAGAGCCCCUAGCGUAGCUUGAAACUAGUCGAUUACAUUGUUGUCCAAUCAAUUCAAGCUGUAAAAAAUAAUAUACAAUGUAUAAUGUUAAUCUAUUUUUCUUGAUAGGUCGACGUUUGACCACUAUUUUAUUCACCAAUCUUAUUUAGUAUAGUAUAGUUCUAUUGUCCAUUUGGGCAAUAGAACUUUAGGAAUAGAAGUUCUCACUAGCGAACUCUGUCGAACGAAUGGAAUCGGUUUAUAUGUUAAAUUGUAAUUUGCAUCGCCUGUAUUAAUUUACGUUUCUUAAGAAGAGAAUUCAAUGUUACGUUUUCGCAAAAUACGCAUUAUAUUUAAUUAUUUAUAGAUAGGUACUUCCAGUUUUAAGGAGAUGAAACCUAAAUAUCUCCUUGAUGUGUUAAUAGUUUUAAGCAAGUCAAUGUCUAUCCUAAACAUUCCAAAUAAUAUGAAAUAGAUGAUAGGGUAGUUUUU